AUGACAGUGGAACAUCCAGAGCCCCAGCAGUCAGAUGACGAUGAAUAUGGAACCUUCGCGGUGACCUCAGUCGCCAUCAGCAAGGAUGGUAGCAUGAACGGGACGAAUGAUGAUGAUGAUGAUAUGAGCAUCCAUGGAGAUAGCGUCCGAAGCGACGCGAGCAGUAGCUUUGGUCGGUACAACUGGCGACUGUUCCUACCGGAAACCAAGAACUUUACGAAUCUCUGCCGUUGGUUUGUUGUUGGAGGAGCUUCAAAGGCCAAGUUGCCAGACGAGGAUGUGCUGGCCAAUCUUAAAUCCCUGGCCCAGUGUAUCAAAAUUUUGCGGGAGUACACAGAGAUUUUUGGAAUCCCUGAAGAGGGUGGACCAAAAGACCAGCAGUUUGUUCUGCGAGAGGUGUUUCGCGACUUGUAUUUGGGCGGUGCGCCAGUCUGGGCCUUGGAAUCCGUAAUGCAAAAAGCAGCGGAAGGACUCACUGGAGAUCCAAACGUCAAUUGGUUUCUCAUGCCACGAAGGGCAUACAUGUCCGGAGUAUCUUUAGGUGGAACACACAUGUUCAAAUGUGAACGAGGGUUUGCAAUGCAGCGCAUGGAUCGAAUGGAAAAGGUCGCUACUCGGUUGGCUAGUUUCGCCAGUAAUACCAAAGGGUUUAAUAACGUCCCUGCAAGACUCCCCAGAUCAAAUGAAUUGCUACGGGCCCAGCAGCGCGCCUCCAUGUCCGACUUGGUGCCUCCAGAAAGAGCGAACAAGAAAAAGCUUGCCCGACAAGUCCUAGGACUGGCUUCCAAAGCCGAAGGUUUGUUCUUCUUUAUCAACAAAGAGCGUGACAUCAAUGCUGAAACUAGGCGUAACGAAGACGACUUUUGGAUUGUUAGCGAAAAAGAAAAGGAGGUCUUCUCCCGACUUGCAUGCUUGGAAGCAAUGGCAAAAAUUGAUAUCUUGGAUAAAAAACCAAUGGACAACUACAAGAAUUGGAUCGUCGCCGUUUGCAGAAUCUUUGCAUCUGCUGGUGCUGCAGGCUUCUGGUUUGGUGGCUCCUGGCAUGAUAUGUGGAUUGCUGGAUUUCUAGCAUUUGUUGUGGCCUCCAUUGGAGUGCUUCCAGUCUUGACGAACAGUGAACGAAUCCUCAUCGAAACGGUUGCUAGUUUUCUGGUUGGUCUGACUGCUGGACUCGUCUCCUUGCAAUGGCCAAAUGACACAUGCUACACAGCCAUUGCGCUUGCGGGAGUCUUGGAUAUUCUUCAAGGUUUUCGCGUGGUGUAUGCAGUGAUUGAAAUCAUGUCGAGAAAUGCAGUAUGCGGUGGUGCGAAUCUUUUGGAAGGAAUGCUGUUCACUGGACUCAUUGCGUAUUUCUUGCAGUUUGGCCAAUACGUUGCCAAUUCAAUCAUGGAGGUGGAAGCAAGUACAACGUUUUCUACUUGCACGAAUGGCAUUAAUGAAUACUGGUUCCUUCUUCUUGUUCCUCUAGCUGCAGUUUCGUGGUCGAUUCUAUUCACUCCAAAAUACAAGAGCCUUGGCGGAAUGAUAUUUCAUGGACUUUUGGGAUUUGGUUUCAAUUUUGGAUUGACCAAGGCUGGUGUGCAAGGAGAUGUCAACAGUUUCGCGUCGGCUGCCAUCGUAACUUUUUCUGCUGGUAUGAUUUCCAGAUUCACUGGUCGCCAGGCAGUAGGGAAUUCGGUAGCUGGUUUGUAUGUACUUCUUCCUGGUGCAUACCUUGUGCAGUCUAUGUCUAUUGGAUCCGGUUCAGUUGAUGGGUCUUUCUUUGUGGAUAUCAUAAAGAAAUCUAUUGUGAUUGGCAUGGGCAGUUGGUCUGGAACCAUCUUGUGUUCUCCAGCCCUUCUUGGAACGACCGUUGGUAUUUUGCAUCAACAAGUUAGCAGCCCGCUCAACACGCUUACCAGAGGGGCGUCGAUAGCGAUGAAACGGAAGGGCAAGAAACCGAGACACACUCGAGUCCGAAGUGAAAUGUCAGAUGUCAACAAUACUCUCCUCUAUUUCUAG
Cylindrotheca closterium is the source of this 2001-nucleotide messenger RNA. Lineage: Eukaryota; Bacillariophyta; Bacillariophyceae; Bacillariales; Bacillariaceae. The record is from the annotation of a GenBank genome assembly.